CUGGAGUAGGGAGGCACUUUGGUUCACGUUAUCAUUUGAAUAUUUUUUCAUUGCCUGUGUUCUUCCUUUUGGGCUAGAUAAAGUAUAACAUUUGUCCACCGAUCGACUGUUUUCGAGAUCUCCACCCGUAUCACCUGGAAAUAACAUCUGCAACUCCGUCAAGAGGAAUGUUCCUGGUACUCCAGCUGUAGCCUGCACCGGCGAGUCUACAGCGAAAUGGACUCUGAGGAGCGCAGCUCAGCCAUGUCACAGAAGAUCUCCUCCCUGUCACGCAGCAACAGCAGCUCCUCGUCCAAACAUGACAGCCGACAGGACAGCUGGGAAAUCGUGGAGGGCCUGCGCAGAGGCUUCAGCAAUGUCCUGGAGCCACAGAAACAGGAGGGCUACAUGCUUAAAAGGAGAAAAUGGCCCAUGAAGGGAUGGCAUAAGAGAUACUUUUUCCUGGACAAGGGCAUCCUGAAGUAUGGCAAGUGCAGUGCUGAUAUUGAGAAGGGGAAGCUUCAUGGCUGCAUUGACGUGGGUCUCUCUGUCAUGGCCAUUAAGAAGAAAGCCAAGUGCAUCGAUCUUGAUGCUGAGGAAAACAUCUACCACUUGAAGAUAAAGUCGCAGGAGCUGUUUGAUGAAUGGGUGUCCAAGCUACGUCAUCAUCGUCUCUAUCGGCAAAAUGAGAUUGCCAUGUACCCUAAUGAGAAGUCCUUCUACUAUCCCCAUUACCCCUCCCCCAACUCCCCUAGCAUGGCUGACGGCGCCUCUAUCAGAAAGUGCAUGUCUCUACGCCGACAGUCCACAGUGCAUUCUCCAGGAACCUUUCCUUUAGGCUGCAACAGUCAAGCCAAAGUAGUGGCCUGGCUGCAGUCAUCUGAUGAUAUGGAUAAGUGCUCGAAAGACUUGUCAGUCUGUGAGGCCUAUCUGCUGGAUCUUAACCACCUCCUUCAGAGUAUGGAAGUCCUCCAUCGGACCUAUUCUGCUCCAUCUAUCCAAGCCCUGCAGACAUCUACAUUUGACAGUCCCAAAAAGGAAAAGAGACUUCCAAGGAAAUGGCGCACUAAGAACUACAACAAAGAUGUCAAAACUACUCUGCAGGUUCCCAGCUGCAUCUCCUCCAGCUCUGUUCGCCUCCAUGCCUCUAACCCCAACCUGUCCACUGCUGCACUCGGCAAUGACAAAGCCGACCCCGAAUCCCAGGAUGCAACUUUUGAUGUGGCCAGGCUGCAGGAGGAUUUCUGCCGUGUUGCUGCCAGCUUGCACACCACAAUGAAGUCAGCCCUCAGUUCACUGAUGUCUGAGAAAGAGAGAUUGAAACAAUGUCUGGACCAUGAAACCUGUCCCCCUACCUCACCGCAGGUUGUUGGCUUGAAGAAUGCGCUGGCAACGAAACAGGACUCUGUGGAUGAAUCCCGUCCCCUAGUGCAUCAAGUAUCCAAUGAGAGCAGAGCUUCAAUUGCAGAGUCGUUGUCCGAGUUCUUUGAUGCUCAAGAAGUCUUGCUGUCUGCUAGUUCCUCUGAAAAUGAGAUAUCUGAGGAUGACUCAUACAUCAGCGACAUUAGUGACAACAUUUCUAUGGACAACUUCAGUAAUGAGACAGAAAGUGAGAGACCAAACUCAGGCACUGUCCUUUAUCAGCGUAGAUCCUGUCUGUCCUCACCAAGCCCCAACAACAGCACCAUCAGCCUGUGGAACAUCCUUAGGAACAACAUAGGCAAAGACCUGUCCAAAGUGGCCAUGCCAGUGCAGCUUAAUGAGCCACUUAACACCCUGCAGAGACUAUGUGAGGAGCUGGAGUACAGCGAGCUGCUAGACAGGGCUGCUAACACACAGGACCCUUUUGAACGUAUGGUGUACAUAGCCACGUUCGUAGUAUCAGGUUAUGCAUCCAGCUACUACCGCACUGGGGGAAAGCCUUUCAACCCCAUCCUGGGAGAGACAUAUGAAUCUGACCGACCAGAUAAAGGCUUUCGAUUUGUUGCAGAGCAGGUCAGCCAUCACCCUCCCAUCUCAGCUUGCCAUGCAGAGUCUAAAAACUUCAUCUUCUGGCAAGAUGUGCGUUGUAAGAACAAGUUCUGGGGGAAGUCGAUGGAAAUUGUGCCUAUUGGCACCACACAUGUAACUCUGCCAGGGUUUGGAGACCACUAUGAGUGGAACAAGGUGACGUCAUGCAUCCACAACAUUCUCAGCGGACAGCGCUGGAUAGAGCACUAUGGGGAGAUCUCCAUCAGAAACACCAGCAGUAACGUCUGUCAGUGCAAGAUCACUUUCAUUAAGGCCAAAUACUGGAAUUCAAGUGUGAAUGAGGUGGAGGGAACUAUCACAGAUCAGAAAGGGAAGGUCAUCCACAAACUCUUUGGGAAGUGGCACGAAGCAGUUUUCUGUGGAGACCCGCCUUCAGCCAAGUGCAUCUGGAGAGCGAACGCAAUGCCUGUAGACCAUGAGCAGUACUAUGGUUUCACCAAGUUUGCUAUUGAGCUGAAUGAACUGGAUCCAUCCCUGAAGCUGCUGCUGCCACCCACAGAUACCAGACUGCGUGUGGACCAAAGACUGCUGGAAGAGGGGAACUUGGAGGACGCUGAGGAGCAGAAACAGAGGAUUGAACAGCUGCAGAGAGAGAGACGGAGAGUCCUUGAAGAGAGCAACUUGACACAUGAACCUAAAUUCUUCAGGAAGUCAAAGGAGGAUACCUGGGUGAGCAACAACAGGUACUGGGAGCUGAGGAAGGAGGUUGGCUUUUCCCAGAUAGAUUUUCCAACACUGUGGUGACCUGAACUGAGUGAUCACACACAUUUCGACCCACACAGCCUCUACUGUGAUCCAGGCUGGUUCUGGUGAUGCCUGUAUUCCAGUCGCACCAUCCACAUUCAGUACUGGUUUUCUUCAUUAGAGCUCAUCUAAAAGUUAUUGCCUUAAUAGCAAGUGCUUAAUCUGAGUUGUGUAAACAUGUUUAUGCAAGCGUAUUAUGAGAAUGCAGACAUCCCAACUCUCCCGGAAGUUUCGGGAGUCUCCCGCAUAUUGAUAGCGGCUCCCUGACGCCCGCAAAUGAGAUACAAUCUCCCGGAAUCUGGAGCAAGCAAGCAAGAGUGCGCUCUAGAGAGUGUCUGUGCGUGCAAUUUUUGCCCCUAAUUUCACCUGUUUAUGAUACACUGUACAACUUAAACUGGGAAAUGGAAAACUACAUGGUAUAGAGGAUGACAAAUCCUUUUCAUAACUAGUCUCUGCUAGUUUAAAAGAACUGAAUAACUGGUCACUUUAGCUACGGUCUCAUCAUGGACAUUCUCUACCUCUGAGAUAAACUAGCCUUGAUAUGCCAUUGAUUAAGUGUACACAUCCAAUAUUUAUUCUGCACUUGCCUGAUGCCUUACUGGUUGUAUUCAUAUUAAUUAAUUUAUUUUUGUUGCAUAUUUUAGAUGUUUUAAAAAAGGUAUGUUUUGUAAGGAAUUCUUAAGAACAGAGGAGUAUUGUUCACAUGAUCCUUACUGAACCUUUUACUGCUUUUUUGCUAUGACUACGUGAACAACUGUGUAACUAUGAGCAGCAGUAGCAAAUGUCAAAUCCAUCCGUUUUUCACUUUGUCCAAUGCACCAUUGUC
Scomber scombrus (Atlantic mackerel) is the source of this 3580-nucleotide messenger RNA. It is a transcript of the gene osbpl3b, whose product is annotated as oxysterol binding protein-like 3b. Gene Ontology annotation, cellular component: perinuclear endoplasmic reticulum; plasma membrane; intracellular membrane-bounded organelle. The transcript has 22 exons. The record is from RefSeq and is a predicted model, not a curated record. The coding region runs from base 217 to 2754 and encodes 845 amino acids. Lineage: Eukaryota; Metazoa; Chordata; Actinopteri; Scombriformes; Scombridae. Gene Ontology annotation, molecular function: cholesterol binding.